AUGGGUUGCUGCAACUCGAAGAAAGAGAGAGCCAAAGUUGGCCAAAAUGCCAAACCAGCAUCUGGGUUGGAGCAUCCUGCUGUUCUUGCUUCCAAAACCCCCUUUUCUGUGAGUGAGGUGGAGUCUUUGUAUGAGCUGUUUAAGAAACUCAGCAGUUCUAUAGUUAAAGAUGGGCUUAUACACAAGGAAGAGCUCCAGCUUGCACUUUUGCAAAAUAGCAGUAAAAACCUCUUCUUGGACAGGGUAUUUGAUCUUUUCGACGUCAAUAACAAUGGUCAUAUAGAGUUUGAAGAAUUUGUUCAAACAUUGAGUGUUUUCCAUCCAAAAACUCCUGAUGCGGUCAAAAUUACAUAUGCUUUUAAGUUAUAUGAUUUGAGGCACACCGGUUACAUCGAGCGUGAGGAGUUGAAGGAGAUGGUGCUUGCUCUUUUGAACGAAUCUGAUUUGAUUCUUUCAGAUGAUAUUGUUGAAAUGAUUGUGGACAAGACAUUCAUGGAAGCAGAUAGAAAAGCAGAUGGCAGGAUUGACGAAGAAGAGUGGAAGGAAUACGUAGUAGAUAAUCCUUCUCUAUUGAAAAACAUGACUCUUCCAUACUUGAUAUCAUCCCCGUUUCGUAUUGCACCGCAAGCAUCUGCAUUUAGAAUGCAGAUUCACUAG
Messenger RNA from Prunus armeniaca (apricot), 657 nucleotides. Lineage: Eukaryota; Viridiplantae; Streptophyta; Magnoliopsida; Rosales; Rosaceae. The record is from the annotation of a GenBank genome assembly.